This is a messenger RNA of Armigeres subalbatus, 781 nucleotides long. RefSeq lists its product as uncharacterized. The transcript is spliced from 2 exons. The coding region runs from base 10 to 654 and encodes 214 amino acids. Lineage: Eukaryota; Metazoa; Arthropoda; Insecta; Diptera; Culicidae. The record is from RefSeq and is a predicted model, not a curated record.
ACCCACGGAAUGUGCUUCUCAUCGCAAAUCAUCCCCGUACUCUUGGUCGUGGCGUUUCUUGUCUCGACAUGUAGUGCGGACUGUAACGAACCGGAUUCACCACUGAUGCAAUGUGAUUCCAUUUCGCGCCAAAAGCGAUUUCUGUCCUUCCCCGUCAGUGGAGGUCUAUUGAAAACGAUUGUCGGUGUGGCCAUUCCGGUCGCGUUCAAUCACAAACUGAAGAGGGGUUUGAACGGAGGCGUGAAUCUUCAGGCCAACUAUCGACUGCUGCAAGAUAUCAUUUGGCCGGUCCCGGAGGACUAUUUUAAGGUUCGCUUGAACAACGACUUCGAGGACAAUAGCCGACCGCAGUUGUAUCGCGUAUUGGAAAAUCUCUUGGACUCGCAAGGAAAAAACGGGCGAAAAUGUAUAAUGAGGACAAUUUGUGAUCUGGCUGAUGCACCGUUGGCGCAUAAUGGAUUGCUUGGGGAACUGAUAGAUUUGGUUUUCACACCAAGCGAAGAAGAUAAACUUGACGAGGAGUACCAUAUGGCUCGGAAGUAUGGAGCGAAUGGAGUAAGUUGCUCUGCAAUGUACAAAGAAUGUCCACAUGGCCAUGGUCUGCUUGAUACACUUAGUUCUAUUGUAACUCCUUUAACAGAAAUUGAUUUUUGAUUGGACUGGUUGAAUAGAAUGAUUCUUCGAGUAAACAAUUGUAUGCCAGAGCUUUUUCUAUACGCAUAACCAAAUGUAUGAAACAUUGACCCGAAUAAACCAAACCGUCGAACAUUAUGAAAUUUAA